Messenger RNA from Salmo salar (Atlantic salmon), 4781 nucleotides. RefSeq names its product sorting nexin-18. The record is from RefSeq and is a predicted model, not a curated record. Gene Ontology annotation, molecular function: protein binding; phosphatidylinositol binding. Gene Ontology annotation, cellular component: cytoplasmic vesicle; plasma membrane. NCBI's taxonomy places the organism in Eukaryota, Metazoa, Chordata, Actinopteri, Salmoniformes, Salmonidae. Gene Ontology annotation, biological process: endosomal transport; plasma membrane tubulation; endocytosis.
GGUUGUUGCGCCGAGAAGGGGAGUCUGCGAGGAGAGGAGAGCAAGAGGCACUAACCAGGCUACACAUCUAACCGGGAGGGUAAAAACCCGGACGAAACAACAGGAUUUUAUUGCACAUUUGAACGGUAACAAAAUAAAAUUUGGAUUGUAUAGUGUAGGUCGUUGGAAGAAGGGAUAUUUCGGUGGGAGUUUACAAGCAGUGUGCCUUUUUAACUUCGUACACAGAGUUGUGUUAGUUUGGAUAGGCUAGCCCAGCUGGGGGGAGAGUUUGCUGGUUUGGUCUAGCUGGUUAUAUUUUUUAUUGCGCGUUAGGCGCUCCAGUUGUUGUUGAACUAUGGCGCUCAAAGCGAGGGCUUUAUACGAUUUCAAUUCCGAAAACCCCGGUGAGAUAUCAGUGAAAGAAAAUGAAAUAGUGAGUCUGUACAGCGAACAGGAUAUAGAAGGAUGGCUAGAAGGGUCCAACAGUAAAGGAGAGAGAGGUCUCAUCCCAGCGUCCUACGUCGAGAUCCUGAAGAAUGAUACUGCGUCCACGUUUAACAACAGCAGCACAUCUGGAUCACGGUACGCCAAUAUACCAACCGGAGGUUUCGGGGACUCCUCUUCUUCUUCUUAUAAAAUCCAGAAUCAAACUGACAACUUGUCCAAAACAUCGGUAACAUCACCCGGGUUUAAUGCGUUCUCACCGCCUGUCCCAGUACAACAGCAACACGGAUACCAAGCCAGCCAGGGAAGCGACGAAGACUGGGAUGAUGACUGGGAUGACAGCUCGACAGUGGCUGACGAACCAGGGGUUGUCGGAGGUAAUUACCAAGGGGAUUUUGAUGGCAACGGACCGUCUACAUACAGAGUGUCAACGUCUACGUCUAAAAGUAGCAACGUUCAACAAGCCAAGAGCUCUGCUACGGUCAGUAGAAACCUCAAUAGGUUUUCAACAUUUGUGAAAUCAGGAGGGGAAGCGUUCGUGUUAGGUGAUGCAGCUGGUUUUGUAAAAGAUGGGGAUAAGAUAUGUGUUGUAACGGGACAAUACGGUCCAGAAUGGCAGGAAAACCCAUACCCUUUCGCCUGUACCAUCGACGACCCCACCAAGCAGACCAAGUUUAAAGGGAUGAAGAGUUACAUUGCCUACAAGUUGACGCCCACCCACACACAGACCCAGGUAAACAGGAGGUAUAAACACUUUGACUGGCUCUAUGCCAGGCUGGUGGAGAAGUUCCCUGUCAUCUCGGUACCCCACAUCCCAGAGAAACAAGCCACGGGACGGUUUGAGGAAGACUUCAUCUCUAAAAGGAGGAAGGGGUUGAUAUGGUGGAUGAAUCACAUGACCAGCCACCCGAUCCUGUCCAAGUGUGAUGUCUUUCAGCACUUCCUCACCUGCAACAGCACAGACGAGAAGUCAUGGAAGCAGGGGAAGAGGAAGGCGGAGAAGGACGAGAUGGUGGGGGCAAACUUCUUCCUCACUAUCUCCACGCCCUCCGGACCCCCCCUGGACCUGGUCGAGGUCGAGUCCAAGAUCGACGGCUUCAAAGCUUUCACUAAGAAAAUGGACGACAGCGUGGUCCAAGUCAACGCCACCACCAACGAGUUCGCCCGGAAACAGAUCACAGGGUUUAAGAAAGAGUACCAGAAAGUGGGGCAGGCGUUUAAAGUCCUGGGACAAGCGUUUGAGCUGGACCAGCAGACGUAUUCAGUAGGGUUGAACCAGGCCAUAGCUUACACUGGAGAGGCAUACGAUGCUAUUGGGGACUACUUUGCAGAGCAGCCAAGACAAGAUGUGGACCCGUUAAUGGAUUUGUUACAGCUGUACCAGGGACAUCUGGCCAACUACCCUGAUAUCAUCCACGUACAGAAAGGAGCACUUACCAAGGUGAAGGAGUCCCAGAAGCACGUUGAGGAAGGCAAGAUGGACGCUCCCCAGGCGGACGGCGUCAACGAGCGCUGUAACAUCAUCUCCUUCGCCACGCUGGCAGAGAUCCAGCACUUCCACCAGGUCAGGGUGAGGGACUUCAAGGCCCAGAUGCAGCAGUAUCUAACCGAGCAGAUUGGCUUCUUCCAGAAGAUCACAGGCAAGCUGGAGGAGGCCCUGCAGAAGUAUGACAACGCUUAGACGGAGGGACACCCUGAUUGGUCUAAAUCCGAUUGACCACAUUCUGAUUGGUCGAGAUCUCAUAUCCGACCCCCCCCCACUCCCAUUGGUCCAGAUAUGACCCUUGACCUCCCUCAGUCAGCCAAUCAUUGAAGCCCCCGGUGGACAUUACCUUCAACUGCCAAACAGCAAUACAAUCCACUAUGAGAAAACACUGACCGACCUGGAAAGUCCCCUGAAGGCUGGAUUGUUUCCUGACGCCUGGAUGUUGAUUCCAUGUAUGGUGGCUACUGAUUUGAAGGAGCUUGAGUUGACAUCUGGCUUUGUUUUAAUGGGUUUUAAUGCAGUGGUUUUUUUUUCUGGAUCAAAAUGGGGUUUGGGUGGUGGGUGUGGCCAUGCGCAUGACAAAAUCUGUUUUAAAGCAAAUUUCCUGUAAUUCUACACAUUUUGCCAUGUGGCUGAGAGAAUAUUUGCAGUUUUAUAAAGAUUAUAUCCUCUAACACAUUUUGCUAUGGCUUAUGCUAUUUCAGUGACUCCAACAUUCUAAUGAAAUCAAUGGGGGGGGGCAUGCCUGACAAAUACUCCUGAAUGCAUAAUUUUUAUAUUUUAGAUUCUCCCUGACAGUCUCGCUUUUAUUAUGGUGAUUUUUACUUUUCAAAGAGGCUGUUAUUUUUUUAAUUAAAAAAAAAAUAUAUAUUAGCUUUUCUACAUACUUUAUAUCUUGUUUUAGUCGUUUUAAGUUUACACUGAAAAAUGUUUUUUCAUUUUUUAUUUUUUUCAUAUAUAGUUUUUUUUUACUGUUUGGACAUAGUUGGCCCGACAAAACACUGAGGCAGCGGACAGCCCAAUACUUUUCUACGUAGAGACAACACUGGGGUGGUUUAGGAGGUGAGCCACUCAGACGUGAGACUACAAAAAGGUCAUAUAGCUUCUAUAAAGCUUCUGUUUUGUAUUGAUCGAUGACAAGGCAAACCUCAGUUGGUGGUACGUAUUGAUUUAACGAGGGCUAUCCUCACCGUGACUGGUUUGGUAGGUGUAGUAGUCCACCGAGUGGGUGGAUAUGCUAUUAUCACAAUCGUAACUUAGAGAGGGGAAACUCAAUAUAUGGUGUGUAAACUUGUAUCCCUACUGCUGCGUAUACUAACGACGGUAACAUGGGAAGGUGUUGUGUUCUUUAACCUUGUAGCUCACACUAUGUGGACUAAACCUUUUUAACAACGUGACCAAGUUUUAUCUUAACUAGUAAGUGAUUUGUUCAGAGGGGAGUCUCUACCGUAAAGCAAUGCUGUUUAGUGGCUUUAAACAGUUAAAAUGCUGCCUUCUGCUAUAACGCUUGAGCUCCUCAUAGUGUGUGUCCCAAAUAUCUUCAUAUUCCCUAUAUAUAGUGUACUACUUUUGAUCAGAGCCCUAUGGGUAGUGCGCUAUAUAGGGAAUAGGGUUCCAUUUGGGAAGUCUCAUCUCUAGCAGGGACAUGUUUACACAUACAGACUCCCAGACUUGUGGCUUUUUUUGAUUGUCUCUCUCUGAUUUAUAUAUAUAUAUAUAUUUUAGAUUUUUUUUUUAAAAUAACUUCUAUAAAGGUUUAUGUAAUAAUAUAAAUAUAUUCUCAUAUUUCGUUUUUUAAGAGGCUUGUUUGUUGCAAAUAUUAUAGAAAGGUUAUCGAGAACCACGCUUUUGGACGUGGACUAGUGUUUUUUUGAGAGAAGUGCCCACCCGAUGGGCAGCAGAAUCCGUCGGACUGCUUGGAGUGCUGGCCUCGACGAUUCUCCCUUCAGAGACUGAAGUCUGAUUCAGGGGCAUCAAUGUAGAGCAUGUGACUGGAUCAUUCUGACUGGGACAAGGCUGAUUUUUACAGAGCACGGAGAGGAAGAAAGCUAUACUGCUCUCAGUGGGAUAACCUGUUCUCUUCUUACUGCAGGCUAGGAUUCCAUUCAGCGGACAUCAUGGGACCAUGAACUCUGCCUGCUUCGAGCAGUUCAGAGCCUUGGAACGCAAGGGAACAUGUCUCGGACUGAAAUGGAUUAACACAGACUGAAAUGGACUGGACAGUCGGCUCAGACUGAAACUAAACUGGCCAUUUUAGCCCUCCCUAAAAUCAAUUUCUUUGAAAGUUAUUUGAAGAAGAAAAAAACUCUCUAAAUAUUAUUCUUGCACAAUGUUGAUUUUUUAUUUUUUAACUUUUAUUUUUUAUUUUUUAGAGGUUGAUGGAUGUUAGUCUGUCAGUCAGACUGGUUGAUGGGUAGAGAGAGAGAGAGAUCAGUCAGACUGGUUGAUGGGUAGAGAGAGAGAGAGAGAUCAGUCAGACUGGUUGAUGGGUAGAGAGAGAGAGAGAUCAGUCAGACUGGUUGAUGGGUAGAGAGAGAGAGAGAGAGAGAUCAGUCAGACUGGUUGAUGGGUAGAGAGAGAGAGAGAUCAGUCAGACUGGUUGAUGGGUAGAGAGAGAGAGAGAUCAGUCAGACUGGUUGAUGGGUAGAGAGAGAUCAGUCAGACUGGUUGAUGGGUAGAGAGAGAUCAGUCAGACUGGUUGAUGGGUAGAGAUCAGUCAGACUGGUUGAUGGGGAGAGAGAGAGAGAUCAGUCAGACUGGUUGAUGGGUAGAGAGAGAGAGAGAGAUCAGUCAGACUGGUUGAUGGGUAGAGAGAGAUCAGUCAGACUGGUUGAUGGGUAGAGAGAGAUCAGUCAGACUGGUUGAUGGGUAG